Calidris pugnax (ruff) is the source of this 2717-nucleotide messenger RNA. It is a transcript of the gene ZBTB45, whose product is annotated as zinc finger and BTB domain containing 45. Gene Ontology annotation, biological process: regulation of cytokine production; regulation of immune system process; negative regulation of transcription by RNA polymerase II. The coding region runs from base 394 to 1776 and encodes 460 amino acids. The record is from RefSeq and is a predicted model, not a curated record. Lineage: Eukaryota; Metazoa; Chordata; Aves; Charadriiformes; Scolopacidae. Gene Ontology annotation, molecular function: protein binding. The transcript is spliced from 2 exons.
AUCACACAGGGGGUCCUCAUCCCUUGGUGACAUCACAAAGGGUUUCUCCAGCCCUUGGUGACAUCCCAUAAGGUGUCUCCAACCCCUGGUGACACCCUGCUGGCAUCUCCAGACCAUGCUGAUGUCCCCAGCUGUGUCCUCAACUCCCCCUCUUGAUGUCCUCCCUGGAUGUCCUGGUGACACCCUCAUGGCUUCUCCUGCCUGUCCCUGUCCUUUACCCCCCGGAGAUGUCCUCACCGGUGUCCCCGGUGAUGCCCUGGUGGCAUCUCCAUACCGCGUUGAUGUCCCCAAUCCCUGGUGACACCCCAUACGACGUCCCCGACCUCUCAUGCUCCUCCCUCAGGUGUCUUCAGCCCUCGCGGUGGCCCCCAGCGGCCAGUGGUGGCCACCACCAUGGCGGAAGCCGUCCAUUACAUCCAUCUCCAGAACUUCAGCCGUUCCCUCUUGGAGACCCUCAAUGGCCAACGGUUGGGCGGCCACUUCUGCGACGUCACCGUCCGGAUCCGCGAGGCCACCCUCCGCGCCCACCGCUGCGUCCUGGCCGCCGGCAGCCCUUUCUUCCACGACAAGCUCCUUUUGGGGCACUCGGCCAUCGAGGUGCCCCCGGUUGUCCCCAGCGGGGCCGUGCGCCAACUGGUGGAGUUCAUGUACAGCGGGUGCCUGGUGGUGGCCCAGUCGGAAGCUCUCCAGAUCCUCACCGCCGCCUCCAUCCUCCAGAUCAAAACCGUCAUCGACGAGUGCACCCAGAUCAUCUCCCAGAGCCGGGGACCCAAAGUCCUACCACCGGCCACGCCCCGGCCACGCCCGGACCACGCCCCUGCCCCGCCCUGGCCACGCCCAGACCCCACCCCACCUGACGCCCGUCCCAAGCCACCGCCGGAGCCCGACCUCCGUUUUGGCCAACUGGACCCGGCGCCCACUUGCCACAGCCGGAAACAACGGCAACCGCUGCGGCUCCAGCUGCCGGUGAAGGAGGAAGAAGAAGAAGAGGAGGAGGAAGAGGAGGAGGAGGGGACGGCCACCGCGGCUGCUGGGGAUGAAGGCUUCGCCGCCCCCUCCUUCGUCACCGAGGAGCCACCCUUUUUCGGGGACGUCUUCGCCGACACCUUCCUGCCCCCCUGGCCCGGGGAGGACGCGGGCGGUUUGGAGACACCGGGGCGGGUGGCGACGUUCGGGGCCAAGGUGACACCGGGUGGCUUCGUGCCACCACCACCACCGCUCUACGAGGGGGGUGCGGAGGGUGGUGUCCCCUCUGUCCCCGAGGUGGCCCAGGCCGGUCCCUCGCGGUGUCCCGAGCCCUCCUACCAAUGCGGGCACUGCCAGAAGACCUUCAGCUCCCGCAAGAACUACACCAAACACAUGUUCAUCCACUCCGGUGAGAAGCCCCACCAGUGCUCCAUCUGCUGGCGUUCCUUCUCCCUCCGGGACUACCUGCUGAAGCACAUGGUGACCCACACGGGCGUCCGCGCCUUCCAGUGCGGCGUCUGCUGCAAACGCUUCACCCAGAAGAGCUCCCUCAACGUCCACAUGCGCACGCACCGACCCGAGCGCUUCCAGUGCCGCCUCUGCACCAAGGGCUUUUCCCACCGCACCCUCCUCGAGCGUCAUGCCGCUGCCACCCACCCCGGGCCACCACCAGGGCCACCACCUGGGCCACCGCCGCCACCGCCACCACCUCCAGCGCCACCACCGCCUGAAGCUGGGAUGGCAACAUGGCCAGGAACCGAGGGUGCGGGUGCUGGGGCUGCGGGUGCCGGCCCCACUCACACGGUGUGAGGAUGUCCCCGGGUGGGGGUCCCUGUCACCCCCAAACUGGCCCCGAGGGUGGGUUUUGGGGCUUCUCCUGUGCCCCUGGGGCUGUUUGAGGACCCCCAGGAGGAACCUGGAAGACUUUGACCCCACCCCAGCCAUGGAUUCGAUGCCCUGGAUGGACAGACAGGGGGACACGGGGUCCGUCCGGCUUGUCCCCUCCCGGUGACAUGGCCCCCUUCCCCCCCCAGAGCGUGGAGGGGGGACGGUGAAUGGACUCCAUGGCACCAGCAGGUGGUGGAAAUCAACACGCGGGUUUUAAGGACAUUUUUUGUGCCGUUACUGCGAUUUUUCUCCCUAAAAAUUACCCCCCCACACACACUUCCUCACCGUUUGCCCACGUGGCAUCUCACUGACUGAAUGGUGGGUGCCAACCGUGGGCACGUGGCCACCACCGAAGGGCCUCGGUAGCCGUUGGCCCCACCCUGGGACCUCUCUAAAUCUUUGUGAUACAAUGGGACCAAACUACGUCCCCAUGGCCACCAUUAAAGGGCUGUGGUAGCCACUGGCCACUUCAUGGGAUCUCCCCAGGUCUUUGUGUUGACAGUGGACACCAGCAGGGCCAACCCACCUCUCUGUGGCCACCACAGAAGGACUGUAGUAGCCAUUGGCCAAGCCAUGGACCUUUCCCAAGUCUUUGAUGGGCAUCAAAAAGGCCAAGCCACAUCCCCAUGGCCACCACAGAAGGGCUGUGGUAGCCCUUGGCCACAUCAUGAGUCCUCCCCAAGUCUUUGUGUCCAUGUUUGUCCCCAGUCCCGUGGCUUUGCCUCCACGGGUUCCCCACAAGCCAACAAUGGGCAUUGAUGGAGCCAAACUGUGUCCCCAGGGCCACGACAGGAGGGUCAUGGAGUCACUGGCCACAUCAUGGAUUGCCCCAAGUCAUUUACAUCGAGGAUGAGUGGCAGUGG